AGAGCCGGGUGACGUCACUUCCGCCAGCCCCGCCGGCUUCUCAUUCUCUUUAGUGUUUGCCGUGUCCGUGCCUCCUUCCCGGUCUCCCGGUACCGACCCCCCUACCCCCCCAGCUCUGUAUGGACUAGAGAGCGUCUCCCAGCGCUGGGCCUGGACACAGCGGGACGGACAGCGACAAAAGUAACCUACAGCUCCACCCUGCACUGCACGCUAACACCCGGAGCCUCUGAUGGAAGUCAAUAUGUCUCAAGUUCAGAAUCCUUCUGCCUCCCUCCCAGGGAACCAUGUACUGAACAAGAACCAGCAAUCACCCAUCCACCAGAGUCUGAGCAACCCUCCCACUGCCAGCCCGCUGCCCUCUGAACACGCAGGGAGACCGCACCACAACUCUGCUUUACCGCCAUCCUCUGUCACAUCUGGCAGUGCUGCUGAAGUGUCUCCUAACAUGGCAAACCCCAAAGAGAAAACCCCAAUGUGUCUGGUAAAUGAGCUGGCGCGGUAUAACAAGGUUCAGCCUCAGUACAAGCUGCUUAGUGAACAGGGUCCGGCCCAUUCUAAGGUCAUCCCUCUAGGACGAUGGCAGGAUUACAGUCUUCUUGAGAGAGUGGGAGAAGAUCGCCCAAAACAAAUGUUCACUGUGCAGCUCACUCUUGGGGACCAGUACUGGGAGGCCGAAGGGACAAGUAUUAAAAAAGCCCAGCACGCUGCAGCCGCCAAAGCCUUGGAGGGGACGAAAUAUCCUAAGCCUACAGCCCGCCCUUCUCGCAGUGGGGGAAAAAAUAUAGACAGUAUAACUCCCACUGUGGAACUGAAUGCACUAUGUAUGAAGCUGGGACGGAAACCAAUCUACAAGCCCUUGGACCCUUACACAGGUAUCCGCUCCUCCUACAACUACAACAUGCCCCGAGGCAGCGGCGGCUACCCCCCACGGUACUUCUACCCAUUCCCAGUCACCCCCAUCCUCUACCAGGUUGAGUUGUCUAUAGGUGGCCAACAGUUUCAUGGUAAAGGCCGGACACGUCAGGCAGCCAAGCAUGAUGCAGCAGCGAAAGCCCUGAAGAGCCUCCAACAUGAACCCCUCCCCAAUAAACCCCAGGUUAAUGGAAAUACUGAUGAAGAAAAUCUGAAUAAAUCUGAGAUCAGCCAGGUGUUUGAAAUUUCACUUAAAAGGAACCUUCCUGUGAAUUUUGAGGUAACCAAGGAGUCGGGUCCUCCACACAUGAAGAGCUUCAUCACUAAAGUGUCGGUCGGGGAGUUUAUGGGAGAAGGAGAAGGGAAGAGUAAGAAAGUGUCCAAGAAAAAUGCCGCCAUUGCCGUUCUGGAAGAACUGAAGAAGCUGCCACCGCUGCCUACUGUGGAGAAGAUGAAACCUCGCAUCAAAAAGAAAACAAAGUCCAUUGUAAAGCUCCCCACCAGCCCUGAGUACGGCCAGGGCAUGAACCCCAUCAGCAGACUGGCUCAGAUACAACAAGCUAAGAAAGACAAGGAGCCAGAAUACUGCCUGGUGACGGAGCGAGGCCUUCCCCGGCGCCGGGAGUUUGUCAUGCAGGUUAAGGUUGGGAACCUGACCGCUGAGGGACUGGGGGCAAAUAAGAAAGUGGCCAAACGAAAUGCCGCUGAAAAUAUGUUGGAACUUCUUGGUUUCAAAAUCCCUCCUGCUCCUCCCAAACCAGCUUUGAAAACUGAGGAGAAAACACCUGUGAAGAAACCAGGAGAUGGGAGGAAGGUGACAUUCUAUGAGCCUGGCACUGGGGACGACACCGCUAACAAUAAUAAAGAUGAUGAGUUUCGGAUGCCAUAUCACAGUCAUCAGCAACUGCCGGCUGGAAUCCUGCCUAUGGUUCCUGAAGUAGCGCAAGCUGUGGGAGCCAAUCAGGGACUUCACACCAAAGAGUUUAGCAGGGUGACUCCUAACCCAGCUAUCGCAACUGUGACGGCCAUGAUUGCACGAGAGCUGCUUUAUGCUGGCACCUCCCCCACUGCAGACACCAUCUUGAAGAAUAACAACAACACAACUGCACAUGUACUGCACGGCCCGCUGACCCGGCCCUCCGAGCAGCUGAAAUACCUGUCCAGUGUACAAGGGAUCCAGGUUGAAUAUAAAGAUUUCCCGAAGAAUAACAAAAAUGAGUUUGUGUCUCUUAUAAACUGCUCCUUUCAACCACCACUAAUAAGCCAUGGUGUGGGGAAAGACGUGGAGUCGUGUCACGACAUGGCUGCUUUGAAUAUCUUGAAAUUGUUAUCUGAAAUUGACCAGCAGAAUGCAGAGGUGCCGCGACCGGUGAACGGACCAAUGUCAGUGUGUGGGAAACCAGAAAUGGAAAGUGAACCCCUCCUGACAACCUCCAGUGCGCUGGGACAAACGGUGAACAGUACGGCCUGAGGCGAUCACAUGACCGCUCUUUUAUAAACGCUGCCGCCUUUGUUUUUUUACAAUUUGUUUGUCCCCAGAAAAUUUCAAAGUACAAAAUCAGAUUUUUAAUUAAUUUUUUUUUUUCUCUGAAACAUUUCAUGAAUAGGUCAUAGCCUCAUGUGUGGCAGAGACAGUCAUUAUGUUAGGAUUUUUUUUAAUGGCUUUUGUGGUGAAAUCAGUUUAAUUUUUAUUUUUUUUGCUGAGCCCUAAAAUGAAGAAGAAAUGUGAUGACUUGUAGUUUGAUUUGCACCCUGGGCAGUGUUUAUGUGGCCGCGGUUCAGGAUCCAACCCCAUUACUGGAUUCAUUAACCUUCCAUGUGCUUUCCACCACAACGUCUCCAUGUGGGGCUGAAGAAAUGCCUCUGUCUCUUUAAGCAACGUUGCUAGAUGUGUGAAUUGCGUGCUGCCCUUGCCGUACGCACAGUACGUUAUUGUCUAUUUAAAGCUCGACGCGUCCAGUAUCGCUUGAGGUCAUUGUUUACGCUGGAAUUUUUUCUCCCCAUGGAAUGUAAGUUACUAGUGUUUGUCACAAGAAAUUAAAAAAAAUAC
Molecule: messenger RNA, 2962 nt
Organism: Bufo bufo (common toad)
Lineage: Eukaryota; Metazoa; Chordata; Amphibia; Anura; Bufonidae
Gene: STAU1
Product: staufen double-stranded RNA binding protein 1
Exons: 16
Coding region: 230-2383 (717 amino acids)
Source: RefSeq, a predicted model, not a curated record